UGCUAUUUGAAUUUCUUUCAAAGUAAACUCAUUCUCCAUGGUCUCAGCCAGAAAGCAUCUUGCUUCAGGACUGAAACAAUUGUUUCUCCAUCUGAAGGCAGAAGUAUUUUUCCAUCAAGCUCCCAGCAAGUGCUCCAUUCAGAGGAGCUAUUCCAAGUAACACAUCGAUUUUCCUGAGAAAUCAAGCUUGAGUAACAUCUUCACUUGAACACUAAAAUAGGGAGAAAUGCAGACAGAUAGAGCUCAUGAGUUGAUUAAGAUCCUGGGACAUGGUGGCAAUCCACCUGAAAAUAUCACUGAGAACUCUACAAAUAAUACAGACUGUGUCCCAGUUGUGGUCCCAGAAGAAGUGUUCUUCGCCAUUUCCAUCAUUGGAGUUUUGGAGAAUCUGUUGGUCCUCCUGGCUGUAAUCAAAAACAGAAAUCUUCAUUCCCCCAUGUAUUUUUUCAUUUGUAGUUUAGCUGUUUCAGACAUGUUGGGAAGCCUAUAUAAAAUCCUAGAGAACAUCCUGAUCAUCUUCCGGAACAUGGGCUAUCUCAAGCCUCGUGGAGAUUUUGAAACCAGAGCAGAUGAUGUUGUGGAUUCCUUAUUCAUCCUUUCAUUGCUUGGAUCCAUUUUCAGCUUAUCAGUGAUUGCUGUUGACCGCUACAUUACAAUUUUUCAUGCUCUGCAGUAUCACAGCAUCAUGACAAUGAGACGUGCUAUAAGCAUCCUAGCAGUGAUCUGGGCAUUUUGUACAGGAAGUGGGAUUACCAUGGUUAUCUUUUCCUAUGAUGUACCCACUGUCAUCUCCUUCACUUCACUGUUCCCUUUGAUGCUUGUUUUUAUUCUGUGUCUAUAUGUGCAUAUGUUCCUCCUGGCGCGGUCCCACGCUAAGAAGAUUACUUCUUUGCCCUCAAGUAGAGUGCACCCAAGAGCCAACAUGAAAGGAGCCAUUACACUCACCAUCUUACUGGGCAUCUUUCUUUGCUGCUGGGCUCCCUUCGUCCUCCAUAUCCUCCUGGUGACAUUCUGCCCAAAUAAUCCUUACUGUGCCUGCUACCUGUCAGUCUUCCAGGUGAACGGAAUGCUGAUUAUGUGUAAUGCUGUCAUUGACCCAAUGAUUUAUGCUUUCCGGAGCCCAGAACUGCGGAGUACUUUCAAGAAGAUGUUCUGCUGUUCUGGAUGCAAAUGUAAUUAUUAAUCUUUGAUCCAGAAAGAGCACAUAACUGAUUUCUACCUACCACUAAGUAGCUAACGAGUCAUAUGAAUAAAAACCAAAAAGAAGGUCCAAAAGAAAGUUUCUUUUUUAACUGACAGCAUAUGGCAAUUUCUCCCAUCUUCAAGAAUACUGAGGUGUCCACCAUUCCACAGUCACGGGUUCUUAAAUUGUUUUGAAUUUCCAAAAAUAAAGGAGCACACACUGA
Molecule: messenger RNA, 1406 nt
Organism: Sarcophilus harrisii (Tasmanian devil)
Lineage: Eukaryota; Metazoa; Chordata; Mammalia; Dasyuromorphia; Dasyuridae
Gene: MC2R
Product: melanocortin 2 receptor
Exons: 3
Coding region: 227-1183 (318 amino acids)
Biological process (GO): G protein-coupled receptor signaling pathway
Cellular component (GO): membrane
Molecular function (GO): corticotropin receptor activity
Source: RefSeq, a predicted model, not a curated record